GGGAAGAUGGCGGCGGUAACGGCGGGCGGCCCGGUAGGGAAGGGGCGCGACAUCAGCCUGGCAGCCCUACAGCGCCACGACCCGUAUAUCAACCGCAUCGUAGACGUGGCCAGCCAGGUGGCUCUGUACACUUUCGGCCAUCGGGCCAACGAGUGGGAGAAGACUGAUGUGGAAGGGACCUUAUUUGUUUACACAAGGUCUGCUUCUCCAAAGCAUGGGUUCACCAUUAUGAAUAGGCUGAGCAUGGAAAAUAGGACAGAACCCAUUACUAAAGACCUGGAUUUCCAGCUGCAGGACCCUUUCCUUCUCUACAGAAAUGCCAGAUUGUCCAUUUAUGGAAUUUGGUUUUAUGAUAAGGAAGAAUGCCAAAGAAUUGCAGAGCUUAUGAAAAACCUAACUCAGUAUGAACAGUUGAGAGCCCAUCAAGGAGCUGGAGCAGGAAUCUCCCCAAUGAUCCUCAGUUCAGGAGAGGGGAAGGAAGUAGAUAUCUUACGAAUGCUCACCAAGGCCAAAGAUGAAUAUACAAAGUGUAAAACCUGUUCUGAACCAAAACAGAUAACCAGCUCAUCUGCCAUUUACGACAACCCCAAUCUCAUCAAACCAAUUCCAGUGAAGCCCUGUGAGAGCCAGCAACAGCGCAUAGCUCGGCCUGGCCAGACCUUAGACCCUGAACCCCACCACUUGUCCUUGACAGCGCUCUUUGGGAAGCAGGACAAGGCUAUGUGUCAGGAAACUGUGGAGCCUCCACAAACCUUCCAGCAGCAGCAGCAGCAGCAGCAGCAAGAGAAGCUCCCGAUUAGGCAGGGGGUUGUGCGUUCCCUGUCCUAUGAGGAACCCAAAAGACAUUCACCCCCUAUCGAGAAGCAGCUGUGUCCAGCCAUUCAGAAACUGCUGGUCAGGAGUGCAGACCUCCACCCAUUGUCAGAGCUGCCUGAAAAGCAGCCCUGCAAAAAUGGCAGGACCCAUUCUGUUGGGGAAGAUGUCAUGGGACCUGUCCACCCAGGCUCUCCUCAGAGCAUCGGGACCUCCCAUCAUGAACACAGUGCUUCCAGCACCCAGAGCCUGUUAGAGAAGCUGCAGAGUGCCCCGGGAGCAGUGAGCAAGUACGACCCCGGGAUGCCAGCGCUUGCCAGCCCAGCUGCCCCAAGCUUCAGCAUAGCCCUCACUGCUGCCACCCCUGCAGCUCCAGUCAAGGGGGUGGCUCAGCCACCACUGUUAUAUUUCAAUGGCUCCCUUCCACCUCAGGCACUAGGACAUCAGGCUCAUGAAAAAGAACCGUCCACGCUCCCAAGACAAAUGCUCACUUUCUCUGGCAAUCAGACUAGUGGUUCUGGAGUAAUCUCCCCUCAAGAGUUACUGCAGAAGCUUCAGACUGUGCAGCAGGAGCAGCAGCUGCAUGCGUCCAACCGACCAGCCUUGGCAGCUAAGUUUCCUGUGCUAAGCCAGAGCUCGAGAACAGGGAAGCCCUUGGAAUCCUGGAUUGACAGGACAUCCUGCACAGACAAGCAGACGCCUCUUUUCCAGGUCAUCUCACCUCAGCGCAUCCCUGCUACUGUUGCUCCUUCUCUGCUCAUGUCCCCCAUGGUGUUCACACAACCCACCUGCAGCCCACCAAAGGAGAGGGACAGCGGGCUCUUGCCCCUUGGAAGCCAGGAACCAGCUGCCACCUCCACCAGCCUCCUUCUGCCUCUGCAGAGCCGGGAGCCCUCCGUACUGAGCAGCAACCCACUUACCAAGCUGCAACUUCAGGAAGCCCUGCUGUUCCUCAUUCAGAAUGACGACAACUUCUUAAAUAUAAUCUACGAAGCUUAUCUCUCCAACAUGACACAAGCAGCCAUGAAAAAGACUAUGUGAAAGCAAAAUACUUUAAAACUGAUUUUCAAGGUCCUCCACUCAAGGUUCUUUCUUGUUAAGUGUCGUUACCCUAAAUGUUUCUGCCUUUUUAAAAAGUGUGUGUAAUAUGAAGUAAAAUGUUUCAGACAUUUUUUCAGGCAAACUUUAAAAAAAAAAAAAAGAUUCCUUCAGCAUACCUGGUACUGAGAAUUGAGUGUGUAGAAAAAGUCCUUUGCUCAUAUCACACAGCAAAUGCCAAGCUUAAUUAUUUCUUUUCUUACAUGUAUGGGACCAUUUCAUGAAGAACUAGCCUCUCCAUAGGGAAGGCUGUUCUGGAAACUUGGUUUCUUUUUUUAAUGGCUCUGGUUAGUCUGUGAACACAGAGCAUGUGUCAAGUUCCCGUUGCUGAGCCUCGUGUGCCGCAUUGCACGCCCACCACAAGGUGGCAGUGUCACCCCGCAGACUCACCUGCGCAGCCUUUAUCCCUCCUUUGGAAGUUAAUACU
This is a messenger RNA of Pteronotus mesoamericanus, 2338 nucleotides long. RefSeq names its product decapping mRNA 1B (gene DCP1B). Bases 7 to 1854 code for a protein of 615 amino acids. Gene Ontology annotation, molecular function: enzyme activator activity; mRNA binding. Lineage: Eukaryota; Metazoa; Chordata; Mammalia; Chiroptera; Mormoopidae. The transcript has 9 exons. The record is from RefSeq and is a predicted model, not a curated record. Gene Ontology annotation, cellular component: P-body. Gene Ontology annotation, biological process: deadenylation-dependent decapping of nuclear-transcribed mRNA; positive regulation of catalytic activity; deadenylation-independent decapping of nuclear-transcribed mRNA.